AUGCGUGCCUCUCUAAGCCUGGCGGCUAUAUAUACCGCAGCUACGGCCAGCGCCUUCCAGGGCUUCAACUACGGAUCUACCUUCACCGACGGUAAAGCAAAGACACAGGCAGACUUCGAAUCCGAGUUCAAGGCCGCAGCUAGCCUCGAGGGGACCAAUGGCGCCUUCACUUCCGCCCGCCUCUACACCAUGGUCCAGGCAGGGAGCACCAACGACCCCAUCUCUGCCAUUCCCGCCGCCAUUUCCACUAAGACAACCCUUCUGCUCGGUCUGUGGGCCUCUGCCGGUGACGCUACUUUUGCCAACGAGCUUGAGGCCUUGAAAAAGACUGUCUCGCAGUACGGCAGCCAGCUCAAGGGCCUGCUUGCUGGCAUCGCCGUCGGAAGCGAGGACUUCUAUCGCCGUUCACCUACUGGCAUCGCCAACGGUGAGUUCUCUGGCGCUGAUCCCAACACUAUCGUCAAAUACUUUGAGCAAGUUCGAGAGGUCAUCGAGAACUCCCCCUUGGCCAACACCACUCUCGGUCACAUCGACACAUGGACCGCCUGGGUUGACGUCAGCAACAAGGCGGUCAUCGAUGCCUGCGACUGGGUUGGUAUGGAUGCCUACGCCUAUUUCGAGAAGACCACGCCCAACUCCAUUUCCGACAGCAAGGAACGCUGGGCCGACGCUUUGCGUGCCACCCAGAACGCUGCUGGUGGGAAGCCCGUUUGGGUCACUGAGACUGGUUGGCCUGUCAGCGGCAAGACUGUAGGGGCUGCUGUUCCAUCACUCGAGAACGCAAAGAAGUACUGGGAUGAUGUCGGAUGCCCCCUGUUCGGCAAGACCAAUGUCUGGUGGUACACAUUCCAGGAUUCUUCUCCAACAACCCCCAACCCCAGCUUCGGUGUCAUUGGCUCGACCCUGACUACCAAGCCCCUCUACGACCUUUCGUGCGACAACGCCAGCUCUGGCUCAUCAUCCUCAGCCUCGGCCUCCUCCACGAGCACUGCCUCUGCCAGUGCCUCCACUGCGGUGCCAACUAAUGGUUCUGGCUCGGGUGGAAGCGGUGGCGGAAGUGCUAAUCUUACAGGCAGUCUUUCGCCUUCUGCCUCUCCAAGCUCCGGCACCGGUCGCCCUGGUACUAAUGGAAACGUCAGCUCUCCGACAACGACACCGAAGAUCGUCCCCGGCAGCAGUGCGGCUACGACAAGCUUCAGCAUUGUUAUUCUGGCUGGCGCGGUUGUUCUCGCCAUGUUGUAA
Colletotrichum orchidophilum is the source of this 1242-nucleotide messenger RNA. Its product is annotated as glucan 1,3-beta-glucosidase. Bases 1 to 1242 code for a protein of 413 amino acids. Lineage: Eukaryota; Fungi; Ascomycota; Sordariomycetes; Glomerellales; Glomerellaceae. The transcript has a single exon. Gene Ontology annotation, biological process: cell wall organization; carbohydrate metabolic process. Gene Ontology annotation, cellular component: cell surface; fungal-type cell wall; extracellular region. Gene Ontology annotation, molecular function: glucan endo-1,3-beta-D-glucosidase activity; 1,3-beta-glucanosyltransferase activity. The record is from RefSeq and is a predicted model, not a curated record.